Protopterus annectens (West African lungfish) is the source of this 6489-nucleotide messenger RNA. It is a transcript of the gene COL5A3, whose product is annotated as collagen type V alpha 3 chain. The transcript has 66 exons. The record is from RefSeq and is a predicted model, not a curated record. NCBI's taxonomy places the organism in Eukaryota, Metazoa, Chordata, Ceratodontiformes, Protopteridae. Gene Ontology annotation, molecular function: extracellular matrix structural constituent. The coding region runs from base 368 to 5596 and encodes 1742 amino acids.
CUGGAAAAAGAAAAAGGAUCUGAGCUGGCAGAAACAACCUCUUGAGACUUUAUCACCAAGCUUUGAGUCAAAGGUUUGACACUAGUCCCAGGAGAGAGACAGAGUAAGGGAGAAAGAGAGUAAGAGACACAAAGAAAAAAAGUUAGACCCCCUUCUCUGAAUCUUCUACCUGUUCUGAAAAAACUGACUGUUGCAGAAGCUACAACAAAUCAAGAGAAAAGAACAAGGAAGAAUUUUAAUUUUUUCCAUUAUAUUUGCUGUUGCUGCAUGAAACAAGUGAACUGGAAACAUUUUGUUAUGUUUUCAAACUGUGGAAGAGUGUGAUCAACUCCUGCAUGAGACACCCAAGUGAACAAGAUCUGUGAGGAUGGGCAGGUGGAAAAGUUGUAGGAGCCGCAUAAGGUCAUAUUUCUUGCUAUCCGUGGUCUUCAUUUUGCACAGUUUUUCCGUAAACGCAGCCCCUCACAUUGAUGUACUUGAAACUUUAGACUUGAGAGGAAAUAAAGAAGGUGUCACAUAUACUGCAGGAAUAUGUGCCCAUCGGCAAGGAUCAGAAGAAACAGACAUUGCCUACAGGAUAGAAAAGAAAAUCCAGUUCAGUGCUCCAACCAAGCAGAUAUUUCCAGAUGGCCAGUUCCCAAAGGAAUUUUCCAUUUUAAUAACAUUAAAAGCCAAAAAAGGUUCUCAAUUCUUCUUGCUGUCCAUUUAUGAUGAUCAAGGUACCCAGCAGCUUGGUGUAGAGAUUGGUCGAUCGCCUGUUUUCCUCUAUGAGGACCAGACUGGCAGGCCUGCCCCUGAGGACUAUCCCUUCUUCAAAAGGAUUAACUUAGCUGAUGGCAAGUGGCAUCGUGUAGCGAUUAGUGUGGAGGGGAAGAAUGCAACCUUGAUUGUAGACUGCAGUAAACAGCAAACUCGCCCCCUUGCUCGUGGUGACAACCCUGUUAUUAGUACUGCUGGUGUGACAGUAUUUGGCACUCGACUACUGGAUGAGGAGGUGUUUGAGGGUGAUAUUCAGCAGCUGAUUAUUGUACCGGACUCCAGGUCUGCAUAUGAUUACUGCACACAGUUCAUGCCAGGCUGUGACUCACCUUUGACCUAUGCUAUCCAAACUGACUAUUUUGAACCACAAGAUGAGGUUGAAGAUCCUGCUGACAAAAAAAGGACAAAAGAGGCAGAUCCUGAUGAGGAUUAUUACUCAGAAUUGUAUGAAGACAUUCCUCUAGCCACAGUGACUAUUGGCCCAAACAUAACAGAUUAUGAGGAUGUCAUGUUUGAAGAGAGGAACAGCACCAAGCAGCCUGGUGGUGACACUUACUAUGAGUUUGAAGAAUAUGAAAUCCAGGAUUACGAUGACUAUAGAUAUGAGCAUGGAAACCAUAGUGAGGAGAGGUUUGGGCCUGCUGAACGUGAAGAAGCUGAAAGCCAGGAAACACCCAGAAGCCUAGAAAAGGGACAGAAAGGGGAACCUGCCAUUAUAGAACCGGGAAUGAUUACAGCAGGACCUCCUGGAUUCCCUGGACCACCGGGAGUUACAGGACCUGCAGGACCCCCAGGUCUACCUGGCCCACCUGGAGACCCCGGAUACAAGGGUCCUGAAGGAAGACCAGGCCUUGCUGGAGCAGAAGGAAUCCCAGGACCUGCAGGAACAGUGCUUGUGAUUCCAUUCCAGGCUGGUGGUGAUCCACAGAAGGGUCCAGUCAUCUCUGCCCAAGAAGCUCAAGCCCAGGCAAUUCUUCAGCAUGCAAAGCUUGCUAUGAAGGGUCCACCAGGUUCCAUCGGCAUGACCGGAAGACCAGGUCCUGUGGGUUUACCAGGGAUACCAGGUCUGAAGGGUGAUCCAGGUGACCAAGGACCUCAGGGUCCUCGAGGUUUGCAGGGUUCUUUUGGACCACCUGGGAAGUCUGGGAAAAGGGGCCGUGUUGGAGCUGAUGGAGCUAGAGGAGUUCCUGGAGAAACUGGAGAAAAGGGAGACAGAGGUUUAGAUGGAUUGGCUGGCCUUCCUGGAAGCAAUGGGCACAGGGGUGACCCUGGGGCUCAAGGCCCUCCAGGCCCACCAGGUGGCAACGGAGUAAAGGGAUCUGAUGGACUUCCUGGACCACGUGGAUUGCCAGGUGAACCUGGGCCAAUUGGUUUGGUUGGAUCUAGGGGCCCCCCUGGCCCUCCAGGGCAGCUGGGCAUCAGUGGGAUUGAUGGUCCCCCUGGUCCAAAGGGAAGCACGGGUAUUCCAGGUGAGCCUGGACAUACAGGACAGCAAGGGAAUCCAGGACCUCAGGGUUUGAUUGGCCCUCAAGGCCCAAUUGGAUUGCCAGGUGAAAAGGGUCCAACAGGAAGAAAAGGCCUUCAGGGUUUGCCAGGAGCAGAUGGCCCAAUUGGUCACCCUGGUAGAGAAGGUCCUCCAGGUGAAAAGGGAAUCCAGGGUCUUGCAGGUGCCCAAGGUCCUAUUGGAUACCCCGGAGGUCGAGGUGUAAAGGGUGCCAGCGGCCUUCGAGGUUUGAAAGGAAACAAAGGUGAAAAGGGUGAAGAUGGUUUCCCUGGAUUCAAGGGAGAUAUAGGAGUGAAGGGUGAUGAAGGUGAUGCAGGACUUGCCGGACCACGAGGAGAAGAUGGCCCAGAGGGUCUAAAAGGUCAAGCAGGUCCCCUUGGACAGGCUGGACAUCCUGGGCCUGCAGGAGAAAAGGGAGGACUCGGAGUUCCUGGAGUUCCUGGGUAUCCUGGACGUCUAGGCCCAAAGGGAUCUUCUGGUUUCAUUGGAGCAGUUGGCCUGUUUGGAGAGAAAGGGAAAAGGGGAGCAGCGGGCACUGUUGGUACCACUGGACAGAGAGGUGCAACGGGUCCCCGUGGCGGAAGAGGAAAGAAAGGUCCUACUGGUAAACCUGGGUCAAAGGGAACUCCAGGCAAUGACGGAGCAGCAGGAAGUCCUGGAGAAAAAGGACCUCAAGGACCCCAGGGCCCAGUUGGACUUACAGGUCCUAAAGGAGUAGCGGGAAUUCCAGGGAAAGAUGGACUACCAGGACACCCUGGACAGAGAGGAGAACCAGGAUUUCAAGGAAAGACUGGACCUCCAGGACCAACAGGUGUCAUUGGACCACAGGGUAAAUCAGGAGAGACUGGUCCAGUUGGUGAGAGAGGACACCCUGGUGCUCCUGGACCUCCUGGGGAGCAUGGACUUCCAGGAGCUGCUGGGAAAGAAGGAAGCAAAGGUGAUCCUGGCCCUGCAGGAGUUCCUGGAAAAAAUGGACCCCAAGGUUUACGUGGAUUUCCAGGUCAAAGAGGAGUGGCUGGUGCAAAUGGAGCUGCUGGUUUGAAAGGUGGAGAAGGCCCGACAGGUGGUCCUGGACCAAUAGGUGCUCCUGGAGAGCGUGGCCCCCCUGGUGUAGCUGGUGCCAUUGGCUUAUCUGGUCGUCCAGGUCCUGAAGGUCCUCCUGGUCCUGCUGGUGAAAAAGGUGCUCCAGGUGAGAAGGGCCCAAUUGGCCCUGCAGGACAAGAUGGAGAACAAGGCCCUGUGGGGCCACCAGGCCCAGCUGGAGCACCAGGGCAUGCAGGUGAAGAUGGUGACAAGGGAGAGAUGGGCGAACCUGGUCAGAAAGGAAGCAAGGGUGUCAAAGGAGAUCUGGGCCCUGCAGGAUCUCAAGGACCUCCGGGUCCAGUUGGUCAGCCUGGUACUCCGGGUUUGGAAGGAAUUCCAGGGCCACCAGGUCAACAAGGUAUGUUUGGACAAAAAGGUGACGACGGUCCGCGGGGAGUACCUGGUAUAGCUGGACCCAUUGGACUUCAGGGAAUGCCUGGACCUCCUGGUGAGAAAGGUGAAAGUGGAGAUGUUGGCCCUAUGGGACCCCCAGGUGUUCCUGGUCCCAGAGGACCUCAAGGUCCAAGUGGUGGUGAUGGGCCUCCAGGUAUGAUAGGUGGUGCAGGGCAGCCUGGCACUGUUGGUGAAAAGGGUGAAGAUGGAGAAUCAGGGAACCCUGGAAAUUCUGGAGAGCCAGGCAUUGCAGGUCCCAAGGGUGAGCUUGGAGAAAAAGGUGACAGUGGACUUUCUGGUGCUGCUGGUGUUCCUGGUCUGAAAGGACCUCCAGGUGAAGAUGGACGUAAAGGUGACCCAGGACCUAUUGGUUUCACUGGGGACCCAGGUUCACCAGGGGAGCCCGGACCACCUGGAGUCGAUGGAGGUCCUGGUGAGAAAGGAGAUGACGGAGAGCCUGGUUUAACUGGCCCUCCAGGAGCAUCUGGAGAACCAGGACCCCCCGGACCCCCUGGAAGAAGAGGGCCUGUGGGUCGAAAAGGUGCUGAUGGGAAGCAAGGCUUGAAAGGCAAUAAGGGAGAACUUGGCACAAAAGGCUCCCCAGGGAAGACAGGUCCUGUAGGUGCUCAAGGCCCACCAGGCAAACCUGGAACAGAUGGUCUUCGAGGAAUUCAUGGGUCUGCAGGUGAGCAAGGACUUCCUGGACCCCCUGGACAAAGUGGACCCCCAGGACCCAUGGGUCCUACUGGUUUGCCUGGGUUAAAAGGGGAUCCUGGAAAUAAAGGUGAAAAGGGCCACGUAGGACUGAUUGGCCUCAUUGGGCCACCUGGUGAAAUGGGUGAGAAAGGAGACCAAGGAUUGCCAGGAAACCAAGGACCAGAAGGACCCAAAGGUGACCUGGGUGUUGUUGGACCUCCUGGCCCUGAUGGUCCCCCAGGCACAUCCGGCUUAGUUGGUCCAAUGGGACAGAAGGGGUCUAAAGGAGCACCUGGUGUAGUUGGCAUUCGAGGGGAAGCUGGAAAACCAGGACCUCCAGGACCACCGGGUCGUGCAGCUGAGGUUAUAGAACCAUUACCAGUUCGACAUCCAGAAACUGGCCAAGAUGACUCAGACAUGGAGUUGUUGGAUGAGGCCAAUGACAUUGCUGCUUAUUCAGCUGGAAUGGAGGAAGUCUUUGCCUCCCUUGGCUCUCUGAAAGUAGAGGUUGAACAAAUGAGACGGCCAGUAGGGACACAAGAAAGUCCUGCUCGGACAUGCAAAGACCUCCUUAUGUGCCAACCAGACUUCAAAGAUGGUGAAUACUGGAUUGAUCCAAAUGAAGGCUGUGCAAGGGAUUCCUACAAAGUGUUCUGCAACUUCACAGCAGGAGGAGAAACCUGCCUUUUUCCUAGCAAGAAAUCAGAAUCAAUUAAACUUUCGUCUUGGCAGAAGGACAAACCAGGAUCAUGGUACAGCAGCUUUAAACGUGGAAGACAGUUCUCAUAUGUGGAUUCUAAUGACAAUCCAGUCCAUAUCGUGCAGCUAUUAUUUCUUAAGCUACUGAGUGCAACAGCCAGACAAACCUUCACCUAUAAUUGCCUGGAGUCGACUGCUUGGUACGAUGCAAUUUCCAACAGCUAUGAUAGGUCGCUACGCUUCUUGGGUGCUGAUGAUGAGGAGAUGUCGUACAGUAAGACGCCAUACAUCAAUGUGAUCUAUGAUGGCUGCAAGUUCCGAAAAGGUUAUGAAAGAACAGUGAUUGAAAUUGCAUCUCCAAGAGCUGUCCAUCUUCCUAUCAAAGAUGUGUCUGUGUCCGACUUUGGUGAUCGGAGCCAGAAAUUUGGAUUCGAACUUGGCCCAGUCUGCUUUAAUGGCUAAUGCCUUAGGGCUUUAGAGCAAUAUUCUUUAGCUCUCUGAAUUGCCACAGGCCACAUUUAUCUAUGUUGUUUUGUUUUCUCACUGUGACAGGGUGUGAGGUACAGAAUAAUAUGUAUAUUUUUGUAAAUAGAUGUUUCACCCUUGUAGGGUCUGGAAAAGCUGUUAUGACUUUGGAGCUACCUGUGUAGGAAGUUCAGUGUUUAUACUUGUAGGUCAUUUGCUAGCUUUGUUUUUUUUAAUUAUUUCAAUAAACAUAAGAGUAAAUUGAAAAACAGUGUCACUCACCAAACAGAAAUGUCAUGUUAAAGGGAAACAGGUGUCAUGGAAUGAAGUAUACACUGUCAUAACAAACUCUAACUACCCAACUGCUAUAACUAGCAAGAAGAUAACAUUCGCAGCUGUAACGAGCAUCAUUUCCCCCCUUCUUUGUCAUUAAUUUUGUUUGGUGCUUUUAUUUUUCAUUGGUUAAGGCAUCACUGUUCAUGUAAUGCAUAUAUUAGGCAGGUGUAUAUACACACACACACACACACACACACACACACACACACACACACACACACACACACACACACACACACACACACACACACACAGCAGUGUAAUGCAUACAUUAGGCAUGUCUGCGCCCACAUAUACACACACACCGUGGCCAUAAGCAUCCAUUAGAGACACACACACACACAUACACACACACACACACACACGCACACACACACACACACACACACACACACACACACACACACACACACACACACACACACACACACACACACAGAGCAGUCUAAUGCAUACAUUAGGCAUGUGGGCACCCACACAUCCACACAAACACACACACAGCAGUCUAAUGCAUACAUUCGGCAUGUGCACGCCCACACAUACACGUGCACUCA